Messenger RNA from Anthonomus grandis grandis, 2914 nucleotides. RefSeq lists its product as uncharacterized. Bases 164 to 2017 code for a protein of 617 amino acids. NCBI's taxonomy places the organism in Eukaryota, Metazoa, Arthropoda, Insecta, Coleoptera, Curculionidae. Gene Ontology annotation, biological process: nucleoside metabolic process. Gene Ontology annotation, molecular function: catalytic activity. The transcript has 14 exons. The record is from RefSeq and is a predicted model, not a curated record.
CAUUUUGCAUUUCAUUUAUCUGAGUCAAUUUCAGUGUUCAGCUGUGGGGAGUUGACGGUGUCGCGGGAGUUAUUUCAUUUUUGACUUUUGGACUGUUUUCUGGGGUUUUUAGGACAGAAUUCGUGUUUUUUGUUAACAAGUGAGUGUUUUAUACCUGGAUAAAAUGACAGAAUUAUCAAAUAUGAAUCAGGAGCAAGAGCAAGUGGUGAUGACCCCCAAAGGCAAAACAGCCAAUUCGACAAUAAUCAUGAUCGAGAGGAAAUUGGUUCAAAAAACCAAUGAUAAAAUGCACGUGGCAGGUGGUGAACACACGGGGAUUAUUAUCAAUAAGGAAACUGCAGUUGAAAACGGUGAUGCCAAUGUUCCAGCAAAACUUUCCCUAGUGUUUAAAGUGUUCCUCAUAAACGCCCAAACUAAAAAGCACACGCAAGAAUCGAGAACUCUAAGGUUUUGGUUUCGACCGCCAAAGAAUUGCGAGGACGACUUAUGCGAAGAAAACCAGGCUGCAGUAGCACAAGACUUUUUUAGAGAACUAGUCACACCCAAAGAAUUUCCGAGAGAUUAUGUAGGCUUCAUAAAAAAAAUUAUGAAACUUAUGCAACACAAAUAUUCAGAAAUAAGUAAACUGGAAGUGGAAUUGAAGAUAUUAGAGGAACCCGCAGAUGUUCCCAGUAGACCACCAAAACCUGGGUACUGUCGAAUAGAUCUUACCGACACAUAUUCUUCGCUUCUUAAAUCAGUAUCGGCAGAGGAGAAUAGCUUAGGAAACGUCCAGAUCCUUACCAGAGAAAAGGUGCUAGAGAUUAUCGAGUCUGCUUACCCCAACCCUGUGACUAUACAAGAUAUUGCCAAAACGAACAAUUGGGAUGAAAAAGAAGUCGCUCACCACUUCACCGAUCUCCAGUCCAGAGAACUGGUUAAAGCGAUGGAGCAUGGCGCCUUUACACGUCAGCAAAGUCAAGACGCUCGAGUCACCAUCGUUAAACAAAUGCCCACGAUGGCGAGUUCAAAACAACCCACCAUAGCUAUCAUCACUGCCCAGUAUUGUGAAAAAUUGGCGGUGGAUGCCAUGAUCGAAAAUAAAGAGACUUUUGUUAGAUAUACCACUGUUGGUCCUUCGACCCCCACAAGUCAAUACAGCGGAACUAGAUUCGGCGAAUCUAACGUUUACACUUUGGGAAAUAUCGGGGCUCACAGAAUAGUCUGUACCAAACUGCCUACGGUAGGACAUACUAGAGAAGCCAUGACAGCCGCAGGAAAUACCACCACUCGCCUUCUAGGAACAUUCCAGAAAGUUGAUUUCGUAUUCUUAGUGGGAGUAGGAGGCGGUGUACCGCAUUAUACCGACUAUAAUAAGCAUGUACGGUUGGGAGAUGUGGUGGUCUCUUGUCCCAUAAAGAAAAAGAGUAUCUACUUAUACUGUGAAAAUGCAGUGGUAUCAGAGAAGGGUUGCCAGUUUGAAAUUAAAAAUUACAGUCCUAAUAAUUUCUGUCUGCAAGACAUAUCGACGCAGUUGAAGGUUUCGGCAGAUCAAGACUCUGCAACGACCCCUCCAUGGGUCAAAUAUUUGAACGAAGGAUUAAGCAUCUUAUCGUCCCAAAAAGAACCCGACUUUCGGGCACCGCAUGCCGAUACGGACAAACUUUACAUGAGCAUAGGAGAACGGGAUCUCAUCGAAGUUGCUCAUCCGGUGCCGCAAGAUGGCAGCAUUAAAAGGCAAGAAGGCAGUCCGAGAAUCCAUUUGGCACCGGUGGCCUCCGGCAGACAAGUGGUGAAAGACGACCGACUCAGGCAGCAAUUCGCCACCCAAGUCGGCGCGUUGGCGUUCGACUGUGAAUUCGACGCCGUGAUUGAAUCGAUUUUAGGAAACUGCAAGGACAGUUUUGUGUGUAUAAGAGGUAUCUCAGAUUACAAAGACGGCACAAGAAGGAAAGAAUGGCAGCCCUACGCCUCCCUGGCAGCCGCGAGCGUAAUGAAAAGCAUCAUUUGUGGCAUGGAAGCACCCACCAACGUUUAAAUUUUCGGUUUUACGUCAUAACUUUUAAUGAUUUAUCAAUUUCUCGUUUUAUGACCAGAUUCGACAAAUAGUAAAUUUAAAACGUAGCAACGAAGGAUAAGUAGAUGAAGUUUUAAUACCCGUUAAACGAAUUUACGGUGAGACCUAAAUAAGACCUAAACGUUCAUAUUACUGCCAAAAUAGCUCAAUGAUGUACGUAGUUUACAAUAGGCAACAAUUUGUGGAUUAUAGUUUUCAAGUUCUUUUUUGACAAAUCAACUAAUACAAGAAUUAUUUUAAAAAACUGACUAAUAUAUAGGUUGGUUCCACAAAGAACCACCCUCUAUAUAAUAUAUAACAUUCCAAAUUUUAACUUCUACUCGCCUAAAUUAAUUUAUUUUUUAAUAUUCAUCAAACGAACCUAAUAAUAUCACUGAAUAAUCGUUAAUUGACCAAUGAAUCAAAUAAUGCAUUUAAGUAGUUUAGGUGAGGAUAUCUUGGGUACAAAAAAUGUUUCUGCGGUUUUAAGAGUUUAUAUGAAAGUUACCAUAGUUAGUAAACGUUUAAAAUGUAUAUGUGGCGCGUUUAAUACCCCUAAGGGGACUUUUUAGGCCGUUUUGUGGUAUUUUAAGCACUACAUGAGUAUUUUAAGACUGUGUCAUAUAGGUUAAGCACUAUAUCGCGUUUGUAUAUUUAUUUUCCACGACCAAUUUAAAAUGGCACAAUACUUUUUAUGAUUAUGUACACUUUUUAUUUGCAUAUAUUAGUGAUUUUAACUUGCCAUGACAUGGUGAUUUCUUGAGGAAGCCUAUAGCUGUGCUGUGUGUUUUUUUAUUAUUUCUCUAUUUAUGUAUACAUUUCAAAGAGUAAUAUAUUAUUUUUUUUUGAUAAUUUUGAAUAAAUUAGUUUAAAACUAAA